UUGGUUGAAAAACGCAGCAAGCGUGCGCGCAUUGCGUCAGCUGAUUUGAUCUGGUGAAAAUUAAUUCUCAAAAAAUGUAUAAAUUUCGGUCGUCACAGAGCCGUUAUAAAAAACAUUCAUUCAAAUUGGGACGGUAAGGUCGAGUCGAGUCUCCCACGGCAAAGCGAGUGCUUCGGUGACAAAGGAAAAGUGGACUAAAAUAUAUGUAAUUUACUGACUUGUGGUGAUUUAAUUCCAUACUACCGGAAGUUUUUUAGUACACGUCAGGUUUCCGAAAAUGGUUGUAAAUACGUUGGCUCUGAUUUCAAAACUCGUGCGCGAGCAGUGAAUUUAAAAUAAAAACAAAGAAAUCGGACCUGGGGGUCAUGACAACUGACUUAAAAUGAAGCCAACGCUUUCGUGUAUUUAUUCUAUUCUGCUUCUCACGUCCGUCGUAUCCAGCGCACUUUUGUUCAUAAUCGUUGCUUCCGAAGGGACAAAAGGAACAAAGAAUACUUAUGGCAAUCGCAAUAAGGGAAGUUCCGGAGUUUCUGCUAACACUACCAUUAACGUCAGUGGUGGAGAUGAUUUUGAUUCGCAUGUCACAUUCCCAAGUCCAAUUGGAGGUCAGAAGGGAACGCAAAGAAACAUCGACGAUUUGGAAAAUAUUGUGAGAGAAGCGGAAGAUGCAGUGCCUCACCCUAACCCACCCAUAAAUGGUGAAAAAACAGCAAAGGAGCUUCCUGAGCUAGAUCUAUUCGGCGAGGUUUUAACUCAACAGCCAAAUCUAUCUCAAGGCAUUCCCGAAGCUGACCAGGCGGUGGUCCUCACGUUGGUGGAUACCGCAGCCGCCGAACUUCAGAGCUUAACCGAACCAAGGAUAUCGUUGGAUAAACUGGGAAAUAAAUCAGUUGUCAAUAACCUGAGCCUCGCCCUGGGCAACUCUGCGAGAGUAUCGGAACCAACUGAGCUAUCAUCAUCGUCGGAACUUCCAACAUCGACGAAUUUGAAAACAGAUAAAAGCUUGGAAAUAUUACAAAAUCUGACCACGAAUGGAGAAGAGCAACCGGUAGAGCACGGAGACAAACUGACGGGUGAACAAAUCGUCUCUGACGAGAACGACACUCUCGACGUGGUAAUCGUAAGGGCGGAUCAAAGCACCGGCAAGGGCGGUGAAGAAGAGGUGAUAGUAUCUGCGGAGGAAUCACUAGGUACGGAAGAUAGAAUUGAAAACACCUCGGAGCUCCCGGAAAAUGAGGCCAGGGUGAGACUGAGUGGCGGCUCCGCCGAGGACGCAAGUGUUAUGCUCGAUGUUUUGGUUACCGCAACGGGGACCGAUCCUCACGAAGAUAUACCAUCGUUCAGCGAAUGGGCACAAAAGAGACUCGAGGAAGCCGAGAAGAAAAAAUCGCACCCUAAUGCUUCUUCCCAAAACCCUGGAGGUCCUGGAGGACGAGGAAUAGGAAGUACAAAAGUCAGAUCCAAAAACUACGCGUCACCGGAUUGUGGAGCAAAAAUCGUUGCGGUUAAUCCAGAGGCAGGCAGUGCAAGCAGCGUUUUGAGUUCAUCGAGGGAUGAGUACAUGCUCAACACCUGCACAUCUCGUGUAUGGUUUGUAGUUGAACUCUGUGAAGCUAUACAAGCAGAGAAAAUUGAGCUGGCUAACUUUGAACUGUUCAGUUCGUCACCCCGAGAUUUUUCGGUGUUUGUCGGAGAUCGUUUUCCGACCAGAGACUGGAGCGUAGUCGGUCAAUUUGCAGCAAAAGAUGAGCGCGACAUUCAAAGCUUUGCUCUUCAUCCCCGACUCUUUGGGAAGUUUAUUAAAGUUGAGCUUCACUCUCAUUAUGGCUCAGAGCACUUCUGCCCUGUUUCUCUCUUUCGAGCCUAUGGGACCAGUGAGUUUGAAGUCCUAGAAACUGAGAACCAAAUACAAGAGUCCCUUGGGGCCGAGGAUGAUGACACCGAAGAAGAAGAGGAAAUGCUGGAUAUUGACACUGGAGAUCCUCCACGAAAUUUAUUUGGCAGUGCGCGAGAUGCGGUCUUGAGCAUUGUGAAAAAGGCCGCCGAAGUCCUUGUCAAAUCAGGGAAUACAGUGAACAAUAAUACCCAGAUUCGCGCUGGCAUUGAAGACACAAUACUGCAAAAUUCGCUCAUUGCAGCAUGCAUGACGCCACGGUACACCGUCCUUUGCUACAAUUGUACAGAAACAAUGUUUGCUAAAGUCUUCCAACUAGUCAGCUGCAAUGAUCAAUAUCUUGAUUUAUUACUGCACAACAAUUUUGUUAACAAAACUCUUCAUCAGAGUGAGAUCUGCCCUUUGCAUGGCAUCCAAGUCAAGGAAGUAAAAAAUUCUGAUGACUUGGCGUUAACGAAAAACGAACCAGCAGCUAGAUUCGUUACCUCGUUGUUUCCUCCCCAAUAUCCACUUGCUCUAUGCAAUGUUCUUGCGGCCAGAGAGAGCAGGGUUAUCGUGAACAACAGUUACUAUGUAACCGGGAACAAUUCUGAGGGUGCUGCGGCUCUUGAAGAUGCUUUGCUUGUCCCACCACAGGGAUUGCUCUCAAGCUGUGAAGGUUCGCCUUCUUCAGCAAGUUCGCAAUCCAGCUUCUGUGUAUCGGAUAUUAGUUCCUCAGCUUGCAAAACAGCUGCUACAUUUGAACAGCAGAGUCCUGGUAUCGAACCCUCUACACCACUGCCAAACGAUGUUGCACCCUCAACAGAAAAUCUUGGUUCACUAAUUAGGCCGACUAAAACCAUUACUAAGGAUGAUGGCUCAAACAAGGAACCGGUCUCUUCUCCCUUACUUGAACCCAGCCAAAAAUCCGCUGAAGAAUCCACAUUUUUUGAGCCUCCCAUGACUGCUUCUGUAGUCCCCAAUCAUCAAGCUACUAUUGCUGAUAAGAUCUCCGAGGACCCUGGGAUUCAAGGCACAGCAUUUGAAACAGCCCCUCACACACUAACUGCAACUUCACCAGUAGAAACGAACACUGAGUCUGGCGAUAUUUCGGGAGACACAGAAUCGGGUGAAGCGAUACUUUCAGAAACUGACACAGAAACUGAGGCCGACCGCGAUCAUGAAAUAAAAAUAUCGCCACAAGAUCAACUCAGUCUGGACACACUAUUAUCUGACCUCAAGGACCUCGACACUGACUCAGCUGCACUUCAAAACAACCCGGCAGCUCCUAGUGCAACGCUAUCUCAACCUACUCCCACACCCCAACAAAAGGAAUCAGUCUUUUUGAGGCUCUCUAACAGAAUAAAGACCUUGGAGCGGAACAUGUCGCUUAGUGGUCAAUACCUUGAGGAACUUAGUAAAAGGUAUAAGAAACAAGUAGAGGAAAUGCAGCGUUCAUUGGAACGUGCAAUUGCAGCAAUGGGUGAAGAGUCGCGACGUGCGGAGGAACGAGAAACGAAAAGACAAGGAGAGAUAACGGAUUUGAAGGAACAAGUUUCAACCUUGACUAGAUCCCUUAGCACGCUUUUGAGCGAUAGAGACAGCUGGCGGAGUAAAUUCUCUAUGAUAGGCCAACAUGUAGUCCUGAUCUGUGUCGAAAUCGUGAUUGUUCUUAUGGUGUUAUCAUAUUGCCGGAGGACUGGAGAUCUUGACGAGGACGUUGAGAUAUCUACUGAGUCCCAGGUAAGAAGGCGAAAAAGUGUCGGAGGAACUAACGAGUGCGUGACAUCAAAGAAAACGAAAAAAAGACGUCCGAGCGAGAUUGCAUCCCACGUAUCUGGCACGUAUCAUGAGCUUAUGAUCGAAGAUUCUGCUGUGUCAAACGAAGUCAGGAAGAAGGAGAAAAGGCGAAAGCGAAAACGAGACUCUAUCGGCAAAGGUUCAGUUGUGACUGUAUCAAAUUUUCCAACGAUCAAACCCAUCCGCAGGGAAAACUUCAACAUUAUACCUGGUGGUACCAAUCUUCCUUCAAGACGAGCUUCAUCUUCAGACGCGACAAAAUUACCUGGAAAAGAGAAUUUUGUGACUGCUGAUGUUCAGCAGCGGCCGGAGUCUGCUCCAGAAACCUGUUUGGGUUGGUUCAGCGAACAAGAACAGCCCGAAAAGACUUCCGGAUCUGUAGUUUCCAGGUGCACGGUUUCUGUUACGUCCACGGAGACGCCAAGAAGUCCUCAGCGUACUUAUGAUCCCCACAGCCACGGAAUCGAAAAUAUUAUAGAAUCUCGGUCUCUGUCUGAAGUCAUAAAACCAAAAAGCAACAGCCAAAAGGACUCUGAGCAAAAGAUACUACUACCAGGAAAGCCUGAAGGCAUUCUGAAAAAUCGGCGACUUCCUGCACCUGCAUUCAUGAAGACUGCACUAGAGUCGAGAAGCAGAAGAUUGUCAAGUAAAAAAAACUUGUUGAUGGAACCCACGUUGCAACUUAAAUCAGAUAAUUGGGAAUGGUACUCGAAGAAUUCCGGCAGCAGAUCUAGUCAAGAGGAUAGAGAAUCGCCGAUACCAUCGGCGACGGUCCAAGUUGGAGGUGAAGGGAUGAAUGGGUCCUUGGCGAACAAUCGAAAAUAUGAAGACAGCGAUGACUUGGGAAGCAUAUGCGGGACGCCGACUUCUGGUUCAAUAAAGGAAAAAAAAACAUAUGGCCUUAAGAAAAUGGUAAAAAAACUUUUCUGAUUAAACUGAAUGGCGUCGCAUGACGUACUAGAAGGCUAUGUUGUUCAUGUGUAGCAAUUGAAAAGAAGACAAAUUUUGAAAUAACUGUUUGAUGUGGCUAACUUAGACAGUUUAUUAGUUUCACCCUCUAACUAAACUGCCAGUUAAACUUGAAUACGAGUCCGUGGCCGAUUGAGAAUUACUUUCGAAAAUUAGCUGUGAAUAGCUUGAUUAGACAUUGAUUGAAAUACAUCCAUAGGUCAUUUAGGUAGGUAGGUUAUACAAUUAAUUAUUACCGUUGUAAUUUUUUGUGUGAGGCUUUGGAAGCUUAUAUGAAAGACAAAUGAUCGAUGUUAUCAUAAGCAGAUAUCACGAAUUCCACCAAUCGAAAAUUCAUCGUUGUUGAUUAAACGUUCAAAUUAUUUAUCCACUUCGUUAUCUUUUAGUGGUAAUUAAAAGUGAACCAAGAAGCUUAUUUUCUCCUAUUGGAGUGUAUCAUUCUGUUCGUUAUCGUAUAAACUCCACAAUUGUUGUUUAUAACUACAUGUAUUGAUACACUCUUACAUACAUAUACAUAUAUAUAUAUAAAACAUACCUCUAGUACCUAUAAAGAGAUCAAAGUCUUGACUAGUUGACGAAAAUCAAAGAAGACAAUGUUAAAAUAUUUAUUGUCGGUAAUUUACAAAUAUAUGUCCUUAUAUUGUAGUAAAAUAAUGCACGCUGUGAUAUUGUAAGCUCUAUUAAGUGCACAAGGAGAGAUUCAAAGAAACUGAAUGAAAAUUACUUUGGCAAAAUUGUACAAAGUGGAAAUUGACAAUUUAAGGAGGUUGGUUCCCCAUAGCAACAUAGUUGGCAAUUGAAAGGAGUCAUAAAGGAUACUGAUUGAUAUAGUCGAUUGCUGUUAUUCUACUAGAUUUUGAGAACUUUGCUCUUUGGUUUUUCAAAAGAUUGAGCUCGAGCAUAACACAUUAUGCUUCAACGUAAAUUUGCGAUAUGAGUCAUUAGCGAGCAUGUGCGCGAGCUGAAGACGAAUAUUGAAAAUACACGCGGUAAAAGAGAUUUUGCCUCCAUGGUACUCACGAUACUUUACCUGACCAAAAUCUGGUUCACACUUUUUUUUUUACAGCGAAGUAAAAAAAAAAACAGCACUUUCCAAUGUUAGGACGUAAAAGUUCACUGUUUUGGGUUCUCAUGCUCUUUUUUUUUCGUACUAUCGCAGAAACUAUUACUUUACGUACACACCGUCGGUAAAAAAAAAAGCGUGAACAUACUUGUAAUACAUCAGAAUAAUAUUUUCAAUCUAAUACUUGAGGAUAAUCAACAGAAGCUUAAACAACGCCGUGAGCUUAUUAUUAACCCGUGAGUUACUAUCCCUACUCUUCUAAGUGACUGCAAGGGCGACCAACCCCCAUAAUCUUUACUCAUACACCUCCGAGUACUUAAUUAUUGCAUUUAAAGACGAUUAUGAUUGAGCAACGUUUCUGACCAAGUCAGAUAUAUUUAUUAUUUGUACACGUUUGCGUAAUAACGAAUUGAAUUUACAUGACUUUAAUAGU
Molecule: messenger RNA, 6138 nt
Organism: Diprion similis
Lineage: Eukaryota; Metazoa; Arthropoda; Insecta; Hymenoptera; Diprionidae
Product: SUN domain-containing ossification factor
Exons: 7
Coding region: 383-4603 (1406 amino acids)
Biological process (GO): protein folding in endoplasmic reticulum
Cellular component (GO): cytoplasm; membrane
Source: RefSeq, a predicted model, not a curated record